GCGCUCCGGGGCAAAGGGGAGGCGACGGGAGAGCUGAUAGAGGUGGGCGAGCGAAGGCGGAGGGGGCGGGAUUCCCGGAGGCGCCGGCGGCACCGUGGGGACUCCCUCCCUCCGACCCCCCUCAGCGCCGGACACAGCUGGGCAGCGGAGUGAAGGCGCGUCCGGACUAGCCGAUCUGUCAUCACUUCUUGCCGGAGAAAAUAAGAACCUUUCUCGAGAAGACCCCUGGUCUCAUGAACGAAUCAACGGAUCUCGGGAAUGGCAGCAUUCUGGAGCCAGCUCUACGGCUCAGGAAGGGACACAUGCCCAAUCCUGCUGGGCAGGAAAGCUUUGAUAGUGACCAAUCCAGUGAGCAGAGGCCCCUCUUAGUGGAGCCAUCUGAAUCUUCUGAACUGGAAAAGAGUUCUGAUCAUGUUGGCAGCGAUGAUGCAGCUCAUGAGGAUGAAGGAUUUAUGGGGAUGCUGCCUCUCCAAGCUCACCAUGCCAUGGAGAGGAUGGAAGAGUUUGUAUGUAAGGUGUGGGAGGGCAGAUGGCGUGUCAUCCCCUUUGACGUUUUGCCCGACUGGCUGAAGGACAAUGAUUACCUGUUGCAUGGGCACCGCCCACCCAUGCCCUCUUUCCGGGCUUGCUUCAAAAGCAUUUUCAGAAUACAUACAGAGACCGGCAAUAUCUGGACACACCUACUAGGUUGUGUGUUCUUUCUGUGUCUGGGCAUCUUUUACAUGUUCCGGCCAAACAUGUCCUUUGUAGCACCUGUACAAGAGAAGGUAGUGGUUGGAGUGUUCUUCUUGGGAGCCAUUCUCUGCCUCUCCUUCUCAUGGCUCUUCCACACAGUUUACUGCCAUUCAGAAGGUGUCUCAAGACUAUUCUCCAAACUGGACUACUCUGGCAUCGCCCUCCUCAUUAUGGGCAGUUUUGUCCCAUGGCUCUACUACUCCUUCUAUUGCAACCCUCAGCCCUGCUUCAUCUACUUGAUUGUCAUCUGUGUCCUGGGCAUCACAGCCAUUAUAGUUUCCCAAUGGGACAGGUUUGCAACCCCCCAGUAUCGAGGAGUACGAGCAGGAGUGUUUCUGGCUCUGGGCCUUAGUGGGGUUAUCCCCACCCUGCACUUUGUCAUCACGGAAGGGCUCCUCAAGGCUGCCACAAUGGGGCAGAUAGGCUGGCUGGCUCUCAUGGCUUGCCUGUAUAUCACUGGCGCUGCACUGUAUGCUGCUCGCAUCCCGGAGAGGUUCUUCCCGGGCAAGUGUGACAUCUGGUUCCACUCCCACCAGCUGUUUCAUAUAUUUGUAGUGGCUGGUGCAUUUGCACACUUCCAUGGAGUUUCAAACCUUCAGGAGUUCCGCUUCACAGUCGGCGGAGGCUGCUCAGAGGACGAGAUGCAGUAAAACUGACCGCUUGUCCAGGAUCGUAACCAAAAAAGCCAGAACCAUUGGAGCAGCCAGUCUACACCUGACCCAGGAUGGUGUGGAAGCUUCGCAGGGGUUCUAACUAAAACUUGGAAGAGUAAUUCAUACCUCAAGCAUUGGAGUGAAUUGAUUCUGAAGACCUGGAAGUUCUUAAACCCUAAUUUAUUCCUGGGGUCUACAGACUAAGCUACAGAACGCCCUUUCUUAAUCAGCUUCUGUUCAAUGCCAUAUUUAUUUGUAGAAAAACAAGAGGGGUUGGUCAUGGGGAGAUGGCUUAGCAAUUUUUCUUUUCUUUUUUAAAAUCUAGCUUGAUUAAGAUUUGUAUCUUGUUCAGGUAAGUUGAUUUUUAGAUGCUCUUUUGGGAGGAAAAAUGUAAAUAAGAUUUCUAACAUUCUGUUUAAUUGAAAAGUUUAUAUAAAUGUUUUAAAAUUGUGUGGGAGGGGAGGGGUUUUUGUAUAGAUUGCAACAUGCAAGUACCACACACUGUUUCAAGUUUGCACGAACCCUUUUAAGUGCAAGAGGGCCAGGUGAAACCCCUGCAGCAUCUGGGUUCUACAGAUUCUUCCUAAUGUUUGGGGAUAUACUGGACAGCUAGACCCAGCAGGCUCAGUCUACACACAAGGGUUCAGGGUAAGCAAGUGUGGGCAGCCUUAAAUCAGGCUGAUGCUUGGGCCCCUGUAUGUUCAGAAGGCAAAGGCAGGAGACAUUGUGCAGCUGAGCUCUGCUCCCUUGGCAGGGAGUGCCUUCUACGAUCUCUGCCAUUUUGUGGAUAGUCUUUAGGUGGUCUUUCUUUCCACCAGCUUUUUGCUGUGUUGGGAUUUGAUGGCUUAAGGCACAAUACGGUAUGUAUCUCGACCUCUUUGGCGGUGGGGGUCUCUUGUCAGUGUUUCACCAUUCAGUUGGGCCUGCUAUCCUUUUUUUAUCCAAGUGCAAUUGUUAGUGUCAGGCAUCUGCCUUCUAGUUGAGAGACAGUAGGAUAAGAUGGUCUGCAGGGACUGAGGAGGAACAUGUGAAAAAACAGCCUAGACUAGCUGUUAAUUCAUUCUAGAUUAUAUUGUGUGCUGCUGAACUACAGUAGCACUAAGGUUGCCCGGUAUUAAAUUCCACCAAGCUCCACUUGGCUGCAUUGUAACACUGCCGGUCCUUCUUGCUUCAUUCUGGUAUAUAAGACAACGCUGCGCACUGGGCUUUUUUCUUUCUGUAAAAAUAAGAACAGCUUGCAGAAUCUGCUUGGAUAUUACAUUUUUGCCUCUCCUCAAAGGAGUGCUUGGUACCCAAGAGAAGCUUGUUGUCUCUCUAAACACUUCCCCAGAUAGCUUAACUGCUUGUGGGGUAGCUGUACAUUCUGAGAAGGGCAAAUUAUCACUAAGCAGAACACUCAGUUGGGCAAGAAGUGUAGUUGCUGUUUUUCUCAUGCUAGGCUGGUGAGGCAUGUCAGAGCUGGAGAGAAAUGUUUUGACACAGUGUAGAAUUUGUGUUGUUGAAUACUCACAGUGGGGGCAGUUCCUUUGGCUCAUAGUAUAAUUAACAACAAGUGUUGGGAGACGAUAGAAUUUGUCACAUUUUAAACUGCUUUUUUGAUUAUUAGAAGGAGGUUGGUCUUUCUGUCUUUUCUCUCUUCCGCCCUCAAAACAGAACCUUAGUGUUUAGACCUACAAGAGGUGCUUAACGGGUGCUUGUAGGCAACUUCAGAUGUGUAUAUCCUGGGUAGGAUCCUGAUGUGCUGAAUGCAGAUAGGCCAGAAUGGCACCCUAACGCUUCUGAUUGUUCAAUCCCAUACUAAAAAACAGAACAGUAUUAAUUGAACCCUUUUAAUGGAACAGGAAGGCCAGUGAUGAUUUAACCUUCCCAGUGGUAAAUGUAGCCAUCUGGAAGAAGGAUGGCUUGCCUGAUGGGGAAAGUGCUAAUACAUAUCAGACUCCGCUCUACCUAUCUGAAAAGAACUUUUUUUGAGAGAGGGGUGGUAGGCUGCUUCUGUAUUAGCAGCAGAAAUAGCACCUCCCCAUUCUAGAUCAUCCCAUGCUCACUCCCAGAAAGGGUUUCUCACAACCUGGUCCUACAGCACACAACCUGUACAAAAAAAACACCCUCCACUUCUACCCCUUUGGUCUCUGUUUAGGACAUUUUUUUGUGUCCCAAUAAGAAAAACUGCUUAGCUGUGCACUUUUCCGUGGUGCUUGCUGAGACUUCUUCCCAGGUUGGCACCUGAAUGCCUUACUCUCAGCAAUCAGAGGUUCGCUUGCUUUCUUUGUGUGUGCAGGUUUUCAGUGUAGUAUAGUUCAGAGUUACAGCUUUCUUUUCCCAUUAACUAGUGGCCUUGUUCAGUAUUUUCUUUUUUAAAAAAUUGCUUACUGUUGGAGGCGACAAAGCACAUCUUGGACUUUGAAGAUUGGGGUCUCCGGGCAAUGGGAUCUCAUUACUUGUUGUAUUCUUAACUUCUAAUAAAAAGAGCAAAUGCAAUGAAG
Messenger RNA from Lacerta agilis (Sand lizard), 3871 nucleotides. It is a transcript of the gene ADIPOR2, whose product is annotated as adiponectin receptor 2. The record is from RefSeq and is a predicted model, not a curated record. Gene Ontology annotation, biological process: adiponectin-activated signaling pathway. Lineage: Eukaryota; Metazoa; Chordata; Lepidosauria; Squamata; Lacertidae. Gene Ontology annotation, molecular function: signaling receptor activity. Gene Ontology annotation, cellular component: plasma membrane. The transcript has 8 exons. Bases 234 to 1385 code for a protein of 383 amino acids.